GGAAAAUUCAACUUUUUUAAAGAAAAUAAAAGUUUAAAAGUUUUUCCAUCUACACUUUAAGUUUUUAAAUGUGCGAAUAUCAUUAUGAUUGAUAAACGAUUACAAGCAUAUCGCACGUAUCAGCGCUUUCUUAAGAUAGUGCUGACUAUUGGUGGUUGUUGGCACAUACCAACAAAAUCCAGCAAGUUUAAAUAUUACUGGUCAUUUUGUAUGCUUUUGGCAAUGGCCAUGUACGCGACGUGUACCUUGAAUUUGGUCUAUAACUAUAAACAUAAUUUUUCAAUUUUCAUAAAAUAUGUAGGCGUAGCUGUAUCUGCAAUUGGCGUCACUAUCAAGAUGACAAUCUUUUUGAUAAAUCGUGACUCUCUGAUAAAUUUUCACCGAACUCUCAAUGAUUUUUUUGAGGAAGAGCUUAUGCAAAACGAGAAAAUACGAACAAUAAUAUUUUCGUCCCUACGUAAAGUGUACAGCAUGGGGUACGCAUAUGUCACCAUUGUGACAGCACUGGUCAUAGUGCAUAUUAUUCCUACGUACUUGUAUAUAAUCCGUGAUCUCUGUCACUUGCGUUUGACUACGAACUACACCUUGCCGCUCAGCAAGGGAUAUGGAUACUCCUGGACUAUUCCCGACAAUUUUUUGUAUCAUCUUCAUCUGCUUAUAGAGACAAUUCUUCUGUUCCUCAGUAUCACGACGACGGGCGGCGUCGACAGCGUCUUUGGCUUUUAUGCCUAUCAAUUCACUUCGAUGAUGCAUGCCAUGACUUUUAGGUUCAUGAAUCCCCUUUCCACUGAGAAGUUUUUGGAUUUGUUAAAAAAAAACAUAAAAAAACAUAAGAAACUGCUGCGAUGCCGCGACACCCUAGAACACAUCUAUGGACCCAUUAUCUUUUAUCAUACUGUCACCAGUGCGAUACUUCUUUGCUCAUUGAUAUACGAGCUGGUACAUAUUUCGACUUUUAAUAUUAACAACGUAUCCCAGUUUCUGACAUACACUAUAGUAAAGCUGCUUCAAAUGUUUAUGUACGCAUGGAGCGGUACUAUGCUUACAACUGCGAGCGAAGAUUUUCGUAAUGGGAUAUACUUUAGCGAAUGGCCUAAUUCUGCUCUCGAUUGUCACGUGAGAACAAAUGUUACUCUGGUGAUGAUGCAAAAACCAAUGACUAUAAAUGCAGUUUUCUCAUCGGUUAAUAUAGUCUUGUUUACUAAUUUCGUGAAUACUACAAUGUCUUACUUCUUCUUGUUGAGAUCUAUUGAGGAUAAAAACGGCUAAAAGUGGACCAUAUGUUUAAAACACUGGUAAGAACGUAACAUUAUGACGUUUUAAUCGACCGUAUAAAUCUGAAUAAGAGUUUAUGGUCAAUGAGUCACAUCAGCUUUAUCAACGCUUUAAAAUAUUAUUUCUAUUCUAGGAAUGUAAAAAAUAUGAAUUUGAUACUCUUGAAUAAGAAAAUUAAAACUGUUUUGCAACAGAAUCUACGUAAUGUAGACUUUAUUGUUAUAGAAUUUAAAUUAAACAAUAAA
This is a messenger RNA of Monomorium pharaonis (pharaoh ant), 1520 nucleotides long. RefSeq lists its product as uncharacterized. Gene Ontology annotation, biological process: sensory perception of smell; detection of chemical stimulus involved in sensory perception of smell. Gene Ontology annotation, molecular function: odorant binding; olfactory receptor activity. The record is from RefSeq and is a predicted model, not a curated record. The coding region runs from base 85 to 1269 and encodes 394 amino acids. Gene Ontology annotation, cellular component: plasma membrane. Lineage: Eukaryota; Metazoa; Arthropoda; Insecta; Hymenoptera; Formicidae. The transcript has 6 exons.